Messenger RNA from Colius striatus (speckled mousebird), 1098 nucleotides. RefSeq lists its product as uncharacterized. The transcript is spliced from 2 exons. NCBI's taxonomy places the organism in Eukaryota, Metazoa, Chordata, Aves, Coliiformes, Coliidae. The record is from RefSeq and is a predicted model, not a curated record. Bases 1 to 1098 code for a protein of 365 amino acids.
AUGCGACUCAGAGAACAUCUUAGAACCAAGGGAUCCCCUCCUUCCUGUUUUGCAGCAGGCGUCCCCAGAGCAGGCUUUACCACGGAAUCAAGAGAGCAUGUGAGAACCAGGAUGGAUCUGCUGCAACAGAGGUGUGCUGGGCGCUUGCUCUGCAUGCUGAUCCUCCUUGAGUCUGUGGUGACCUUGGCCUUGAUGCUCUACGCACUGCUGUGGGAAGCCGGCAACCUGGUUGACCUCCCUGACAAACGCAUUGGCUUUUACAACUUCUCCCUGUGGAAUGAGACAGCUGGGGAGCUGCAGUGCCUGGACUACGAGCAUUUGCAGGUGAUGGGCAUCAGCCUACCAGGAAUGGUGCUAGCCACGAUUUGUGUGUAUGGCUGCCUGGUCUUCAGUACCUUCUACACCAUUUGUGUUGCUUAUGUGGAGUGCACAGAGGACAGAGAGGGCUGGAAGGUGAUCCGCAUCAUGCCCACCAUCAAGACAAUAAUCCUGUCUGGUGGCCUGGGUACGUUUCUUUUCCAAACCUGGCACUGGAUUCACCUCUCUGACUUCACUGGGGGCUUCCUGGCACUGCUUGGGACUCAGGCUCUGCUACUGCUCCAAAUUCUCACUGUCACUAAGUGCCUCAGCUGGGUGGGCACGGCCACUUUACACGCACGGCUCGCUAACGACUGUUCUCUGACCGUCGUGGACAGCUUGACCGGGUGGGCUGGUUACACUAUAUGCGCGGCUUGUACCGGUAAGGACGGAAGCCCCUGCCUCGGGAGGCACCAGCCUGCCAGAGGACCGUUUCCUCAACCUCCGGGGCAUGCGGAGGGCUCACUACAUCGAAUAACAAGGCGCGUCAUCCAAGAUUUUCCAUCACGCCGCGGCCAUAAACGGCGCCCGGCCCCGGCCCCCCCAUCCCGUGACGUCACAGCCCGCCCCGGUGGCCGCGCCCCCGCCGCUGUGACGCCGCCGCGCGACGCUGCAGCCGCUUGCCCGCUGCGGCCCUUGGCGCUCAGUGCUGUGGCCGCCGCGGCGGGGUCGGUAGCGCGUCUCUGGCUCGCAGCGUUGGCGGCAGCCAGCCGUGCUCGGAGCUCGCCUCUCGGCUCUUGA